Messenger RNA from Lutra lutra (Eurasian river otter), 2025 nucleotides. It is a transcript of the gene RAE1, whose product is annotated as ribonucleic acid export 1. Gene Ontology annotation, molecular function: RNA binding; ubiquitin binding. The coding region runs from base 560 to 1666 and encodes 368 amino acids. Gene Ontology annotation, biological process: transcription-dependent tethering of RNA polymerase II gene DNA at nuclear periphery; RNA export from nucleus. The record is from RefSeq and is a predicted model, not a curated record. NCBI's taxonomy places the organism in Eukaryota, Metazoa, Chordata, Mammalia, Carnivora, Mustelidae. The transcript is spliced from 12 exons. Gene Ontology annotation, cellular component: nuclear pore.
CGAGGCACCUGGGCGCGAGCCGGCCGGUUAGCGAGCUUCCUUACUGGCCCCUGGGAGGGGCUCUGGGGUCACCCCGGGUCUAACCCCCUCGUCCUUCUGUUGGGAAAACUGAGGCACCGGGAGGGUCACAGUUGAUGGCAGCGUCUGUCGUCUCCACUCUUCCCCGUUAACGCGUCUGUCUUAUCAGACACAUGCUCCCACCUCCUCGGAGAAGCCUCCCUUGACCCUUCUUGCAGACAGGCGUCGGUCCCCUACGGUCUCCCGCGCUAAUCUUCGUUGCACUUUCCUCUGAAACCGGUCUGUUGCUUUGUUUCUGCCCUCCUCGGCCAAGUACUGGCUGUAAACACAGAGACCCGCGGCCCCCGUCAGGGGUCUUGUUAAAUACCAGCCGCCUUGGCCCAGGCGCCCUGCCGAGGGCGGGGCGUAUCUUAGAAAGGAGUCCAGACCGCCCUCUGUUCCUGGAGCUGACAUUUUCCCGGGGAAGAGGUUGAUUGCACACAAUUCCAGGUCGUGACCGGUGCUACGAAGAAAACAGGGUAGUGGUAUCGCAGGGGCCAAAAUGAGUCUAUUUGGGACAACCUCGGGUUUUGGAACUAGUGGGACCAGCAUGUUUGGCAGCACAAGCACGGAUAACCACAACCCUAUGAAGGAUAUUGAAGUAACAUCCUCUCCUGAUGACAGCAUUGGUUGUCUGUCUUUUAGCCCACCAACCUUACCUGGGAACUUCCUUAUCGCAGGAUCAUGGGCUAACGAUGUUCGCUGCUGGGAAGUUCAAGAUAGUGGACAGACUAUUCCAAAAGCCCAGCAGAUGCACACAGGGCCUGUCUUAGAUGUCUGCUGGAGUGAUGAUGGGAGCAAAGUAUUUACAGCAUCAUGUGAUAAAACUGCCAAAAUGUGGGACCUCAACAGCAAUCAAGCAAUACAGAUUGCACAGCACGAUGCCCCUGUGAAGACCGUACACUGGAUCAAAGCGCCCAACUACAGCUGCGUGAUGACCGGCAGUUGGGAUAAGACUCUGAAGUUUUGGGAUACACGAUCAUCAAAUCCUAUGAUGGUUUUGCAGCUCCCUGAAAGAUGUUACUGUGCCGAUGUGAUCUACCCUAUGGCUGUGGUGGCCACUGCAGAGAGAGGACUGAUUGUCUACCAGUUAGAGAACCAACCGUCCGAGUUCAGGAGGAUAGAGUCUCCACUGAAGCAUCAGCAUCGAUGUGUGGCUAUUUUUAAAGACAAACAGAACAAGCCGACUGGUUUCGCCCUGGGAAGCAUCGAGGGGAGGGUUGCUAUUCACUACAUCAACCCCCCAAAUCCCGCCAAAGAUAACUUUACCUUCAAAUGUCACCGCUCGAACGGAACCAAUACCUCAGCUCCUCAGGACAUCUAUGCGGUAAAUGGGAUCGCGUUCCAUCCUGUCCACGGCACGCUUGCCACGGUGGGGUCGGAUGGCAGAUUCAGCUUUUGGGACAAAGAUGCCAGAACGAAACUAAAAACUUCCGAACAGCUCGACCAGCCGAUAGCGGCUUGCUGCUUCAAUCACAACGGGAACAUAUUCGCCUACGCCUCCAGCUACGACUGGUCAAAGGGACACGAAUUUUAUAAUCCCCAAAAGAAAAAUUACAUUUUCCUGCGUAAUGCAGCCGAAGAGCUAAAACCCAGGAAUAAGAAGUAGCGGCCCGAGACUUCUGGGUUGUCCAGAGUUGUUUCCUCUCUACUCUGCCUCGUCUUUGUACGGAUUCGGGUCCCGGUGUUUGGUCGGUUGUCAGCCCUGGAUGUGGACUCACGCCCUGGAGAAAAUGUCCUCGAUCGCAGUCAGGAGCCCCGCCGGCCACGAUGACUGUCCAUUCCACUGCCUGUUACAGAGUUCUUCUGUGACUCCACGGGGACUGAAAUGAUUCUAGAAGUUAGACUCCUGUGGCCGACUACCACGUAUUUUGCCGUGCUUCAUGCAGCCGCGUGUGUGUUCGAGAACAUUGGGAAACAUCCUGUGAGCGCUGUACUGUAUUUUGUAAUAAAAUAUUUUGAAGAUUC